AUGUCUCAGCCUGUUGAUUGUGGCCCGUUGGCCCACUCCACCAUCCCCUACUCAACCACCCCCCAAACACCCAAACCACCCCAUGCACCCCAAUACUCCUCCCCCAUUAACGCGGAGCCCCUCCACCGCUACACAACCGGCGGCUACCACCCAAUAACCCUCGGAAGCCUCCUCCAUCAAGGAAGAUACAAAAUCCUGCAUAAACUAGGAUGGGGCGGAUACUCCACCGUCUGGGCUGCUAGAGAUGAACAAGAAGGGAAGUAUGUCGCUAUUAAGAUCUGCGUAGCGGAGGAUCAUAGCAAUAGAGGGCAUCGAGAGAUGAAUGUCUUGAAGAGUCUAGAUGACGCUCAACACAUCGUGCGCCUGCUCGAUCACUUCGAUAUUCAGGGACCUAAUGGGAUACAUCCCUGUUUGGUUCUCGAGAUGCUGGGUCCAAGUGUGUCUGAUCUGGUGGAGGGGCGGUUUGCAGUUGGGAGACUUCCUGGGAGUUUGGCUAGGGGUGUUGCGCGGCAGGCUAUGAUGGGACUUGAUGCAUUGCAUCGUAGGGAGAUUGCGCAUGGAGACUUUCAUAUUCGCAAUCUGGCCUUCACUAUACCAUCUGUGGCCAAUAUUCCCGAAGAUGAAUUCAUCAAUCUACUAGGAAAACCAGACAUCGGAUACGUCCGCUGCAAUGAUGGUGGACGUCUGGGGCCUGGUAUACCGGAGUAUAUUGUUAGACCUGCGAAUAUACAUUCACGAUCACGGCCUUUAUCAAAUACCAUCAAGAUAGUCGACUUUGGUGAAUCUUUCCCACAGAAUGAUGCUCCUGAGAUGCUCCACACUCCAUUAGUUGUUCGGGCACCUGAAGUGAUAAUCAAAGACCGUCUGGAUUAUCGUGUGGACUUGUGGAGUUUAGGCUGUAUGUUAUUCGAGUUGUUUGUCGGUCAACCUCCCUUUGAUAGCUUCUUGAUCACUCCCAAGAUUCUCGUUGAGCAAAUGCAGGAGAUAACGAAUGAAGCAUUGCCUGACAGAUGGGUACCUUUAUUGGAGUCAAUGCGUGGCAAAGAUGUCACUGAAGACGGGGGACCUGGUUUGCAAGAGUGGCUAGAGGAGAUGUACUUUGAUGGUGAGCGCAAAGAAGACUUGUCCAGAGAUGACAUCGUGGAGCUGGGGAGGAUUAUUCGGAAGUUGUUACGCUUUGAGCCAGGUGCUCGUGCUUCGGUAGAGGAGAUCUUGGAUGAGCCUUGGUUUAGAGCUUGA
Messenger RNA from Aspergillus costaricaensis CBS 115574, 1239 nucleotides. RefSeq names its product serine protein kinase. The transcript is spliced from 5 exons. Gene Ontology annotation, molecular function: protein kinase activity; ATP binding. The record is from RefSeq and is a predicted model, not a curated record. The coding region runs from base 1 to 1239 and encodes 412 amino acids. NCBI's taxonomy places the organism in Eukaryota, Fungi, Ascomycota, Eurotiomycetes, Eurotiales, Aspergillaceae. Gene Ontology annotation, biological process: protein phosphorylation.